Messenger RNA from Miscanthus lutarioriparius, 648 nucleotides. The record is from the annotation of a GenBank genome assembly. NCBI's taxonomy places the organism in Eukaryota, Viridiplantae, Streptophyta, Magnoliopsida, Poales, Poaceae.
AUGGAUUCCGCCACGGGGAUCAAAGGAGAGCGAGAUCUGCCGGAGGCAGAGAAACGCCGGCCAACCGAUCUGGGGACUGUCACUGUUGUCUUCUUGCUCUCGUUGCCGCUGCUGCUCCUGUUCUUCCUCUUCGGCGACCGAGCUGUCGCCUCCAUCGCACGUGCGGAAGUGCAGAGUACUUGCUCCUUUCUCUUGCGGUCUUGCCUACAAGCGCAUCUGUUGCACGGUAAUGGCCCGGCUCUUACUGUUCCAUUCGUUUGUAUCGCAGGCUCCGGCAAUGCGUUCUCAUCCCCAGAGAACGCUCACCACGACCAGCUCCUCGGCGGGCUUCUCUCGCAAGACUUCGACGCAGCGACGUGCCUCAGCCGGGUACGAGGCGUCCAAGAGAUGGAAGACACCGUUGCCGUUCCCAGUGUCCCCUUACCUCGUGCAGAAGCUGAGGCAGUACGAGUCGAACCAUCGCGGUGCGGACCGGGCACCGCGAACUACCGCGAGGCCAUGGCGCAGCUCACGUCCGGCCGCAACGGCGACCGCGCCGAAUGCAGGUACGUGGUGUGGUUCCCCAUCCAGGGCAUGGGCAACCGGAUGCUCAGCGUCGUCUCCACCUUCCUCUACGCGCUGCUCACCGGCCGCGUCCUCCUCGUCUAA